Messenger RNA from Cyprinus carpio (common carp), 1899 nucleotides. RefSeq names its product zinc finger CCHC domain-containing protein 24-like. Gene Ontology annotation, molecular function: zinc ion binding; nucleic acid binding. The transcript has 4 exons. Lineage: Eukaryota; Metazoa; Chordata; Actinopteri; Cypriniformes; Cyprinidae. The record is from RefSeq and is a predicted model, not a curated record. Bases 167 to 748 code for a protein of 193 amino acids.
ACCCCUGAGCACAGCAGGAAUGGUAAAGUGCGGUGAGUAAGCUAUUAAACUUUCCUCCUCAGAGCUGCUCGAACUGUCCCGUCUCGUCAUUCAGCGACAAUGGGUUCAGUGUGAGCCGAGAACAGCACCAUCUUUUUAUUCUGAGCUGGACUGAUCCACAAGGAGGAUGAGUCUGGAACUUUUCAGCUGGGUUCAUCUGUCGCUGCAGGAGUCUGAUGGGAACUACAGCAUCAAGCCAAAGGAGGAUCUGGACUCACACCUCAACUCCAGCAUCAUCAGCAGCACGGAGACUCUGUGUAGCCACUUAUAUAAGGGCUCGUCUCCCUACGGCUCGUUAAACAACAUCGUCAAGGGCCUGAGUUUACUGACGGACAGCUUCUCUGACCUCUCGCUGACCUCUGAACCCAGAAAGCCCUGCAAGAAACCUCCACCCAACUACCUGUGCCACCUGUGCUUCAAUAAAGGCCACUACAUCAAAGACUGUCCGCAGAGGUUUUCUGGGCAGGCUCGUCAGAGGUGUUUCGGCGAGUACAAGUGUCCCAAAUGCAAGAGGAAGUGGAUGAGUGGGAACUCUUGGGCGAACAUGGGUCAGGAGUGCAUCAAAUGCCACAUCAACGUCUAUCCUCACAAACAGCGUCCUCUGGAGAAACCCGACGGUCUGGACGUAUCGGACCAGAGCAAAGAACAUCCUCAGCCUCUGUGUGAGAAGUGUAAGGUGCUCGGAUACUACUGCCGUCGUGUUCAGUGACCUCUGACCCCUGAAGACCCCCGUCACACCAGCUCAUUCCUCACUGACUGUGCUCCGGGGACAUAUGAGUAUAACACAGAAAAUGAUGUUUUGAAUGAUGCAUUGGUGGUUGUUAACAUAAACGGCGCACUGUAAUUAAAACUCACGUUCACAUGAGACAAUUAUGAUUAAAUCACUUAACGACCUCGGUUCAUUUAGUUCAGUGCAUGACUGUGUAAACAAACAAAAAUGAUCUCAAUUAUUUAGAAAUUAUUCUCUGUGGUGAUCAGCAUUAGGUCACAACUCACUGCUGCUAUUUUAUGAAACCUUUAAAUAUUAAAAUUUAAAUUGACCUUCAGUUUAGCAGCUUUUAAUACAUCAUUCAGACAGAUAUAUAUAUUUUCUUCAUGGUGCAAGUACUGGAUAUUUGAUAUCAGGUUAGUUGCUGUGAAUUCACAUGAUGUGAAAACAUGAAAUAUUCCUCUAAAGCGUUUAAUAAAACACAUUGCAGGGCAAUAAUUUACUAGCAGGACAUCAGUGUGGCUCAUUCCUGUUCUUCAGAACCAGUAAAUACUGGAUAUUACACAAUAAUGAGAUGAAAUGAUGUGAUCACUCAAGUGCCUGUUUGUGUAUUCGGGUAAAAAUAUGAACAAUAAUAGUGACAGCAGUAGAGAUCAGAACAUUAACCGUAUUAAUACUGCAGCUUUACUUUUACAAUGUGAUGCUCGUUUAUUCUGAAUGAAGUCUGUGCCUGUGUUUUUGAAAAAUGCUUUAUAAUAUCUCAUAUUCAGAGGCCUCGGAAGCAAUCUGAAAAAUGCAAAAAAAUAACACUGUCUGGUCUGAAUGGAUAAAACAAUCAAAUGUUGAAAAUCAAGACCGAAAGCGUUCUUUGUUGGUGUUUGUAAAUAUCUCUCGAUGACUGUGCAUGUGUGUUUUGUUCACUUAUAAUUUUCAAUUUUCAAAUGCAAAACCUAUUUGUAAGACUCAAGUGCAUUUGGUUUUAAAUCAGAAAUCAGUUCAUCUAACUGGUUCAAGAUCUUUUUACACGAGGGACAGUAAAUAUUACAGCUCGUAUGAAGGCAGCGUGUCAUUAAUAACCUGCGAAGCAGAAAUGUGCCUUAUACGCUCUCACAGAUCAAUCUGUAAAUACAAAUAAAGCACUAAAACAUCAA